Molecule: messenger RNA, 2968 nt
Organism: Artibeus jamaicensis (Jamaican fruit-eating bat)
Lineage: Eukaryota; Metazoa; Chordata; Mammalia; Chiroptera; Phyllostomidae
Gene: CRMP1
Product: collapsin response mediator protein 1
Exons: 14
Coding region: 60-2120 (686 amino acids)
Cellular component (GO): cytoplasm; cytosol
Molecular function (GO): hydrolase activity, acting on carbon-nitrogen (but not peptide) bonds, in cyclic amides
Source: RefSeq, a predicted model, not a curated record
CGGAGCACGGCGCACGGCGGCGGCAAGGGCCGCGGGCGGGCGGCCGGUCUCGGACCGGUAUGGCGGACCGGCGGCGCGCGUGGAACACGGAGGACGACCUGCCCGUGUACCUGGCGCGGCCGGGCAGCGCGGCGCAGACCCCGCGCCAGAAGUACGGCGGCAUGUUCGCCGCGGUGGAGGGCGCCUACGAGAACAAGACCAUCGACUUCGACGCGUACAGCGUGGGCCGCCGCGGCUCGGCGCGCACGCCCCGCAGUGCUGGCCGGCUGGACGCCGUCGGCCUGCCGGGACCCGGCGGCAGCGAGGACACGGCCAGCGACGUGAGCGAGCCCUCGGGCUCAGUGGUCAGCUCACCGGGCGACCGCGACGAGAGGCCGCCCGCGCUACGCAUCCGCUGCCCUGCGCCCCGCGACCUGCCUCUGGGCCGGGACAAUGGCCAGAGUGACCGGCUGCUCAUCAAAGGCGGGCGCGUCAUCAAUGACGACCAGUCCUUCUACGCUGACGUCUACCUGGAAGAUGGACUCAUCAAACAAAUAGGAGAGAACUUAAUUGUUCCUGGUGGAGUGAAGAUCAUCGAGGCCAAUGGACGGAUGGUCAUUCCCGGGGGCAUCGAUGUCAACACGUACCUGCAGAAGCCUGCCCAGGGGAUGACUGCCGCUGACGACUUCUUCCAAGGGACCAGGGCAGCGCUGGCGGGCGGGACCACGAUGAUCAUUGACCAUGUGGUCCCGGAACCUGGGUCCAGCCUGCUGACCGCGUUCGAGAAAUGGCACGAAGCAGCGGACACCAAAUCGUGCUGCGACUACUCCCUGCACGUGGACAUCACAAGCUGGUACGACGGCAUUCGGGAGGAGCUGGAGGUGCUGGUGCAGGACAAAGGUGUCAAUUCCUUCCAGGUGUACAUGGCCUACAAGGAUCUCUACCAAAUGUCCGAUAGCCAGCUGUACGAAGCCUUCACCUUCCUGAAGGGGCUGGGAGCCGUGAUCCUGGUCCACGCGGAAAACGGAGACUUGAUAGCUCAGGAACAAAAGCGGAUCCUGGAGAUGGGCAUCACAGGGCCCGAGGGCCAUGCUCUGAGCAGACCCGAGGAGCUGGAGGCCGAGGCCGCGUUCCGGGCCAUCACCAUCGCCGGCCGCGUCAACUGCCCUGUGUACAUCACCAAGGUGAUGAGCAAGAGCGCGGCGGACAUCAUUGCCCUGGCCAGGAAGAAAGGUCCCCUUGUCUUCGGCGAGCCCAUCGCGGCCAGCCUGGGGACCGACGGCACCCAUUACUGGAGCAAGAACUGGGCCAAGGCAGCGGCGUUUGUGACCUCCCCUCCCCUGAGCCCGGACCCCACCACGCCUGACCACUUGACCUCCCUGCUGGCCUGCGGGGACCUGCAGGUCACGGGUAGCGGCCACUGUCCCUACAGCACCGCCCAGAAGGCGGUGGGCAAGGACAACUUCACUCUGAUCCCCGAGGGUGUCAACGGGAUCGAGGAGCGGAUGACCGUGGUCUGGGACAAGGCAGUGGCAACUGGCAAAAUGGAUGAGAACCAGUUUGUCGCCGUCACCAGCACCAACGCAGCCAAGAUCUUUAACCUGUACCCCAGAAAAGGGCGGAUCGCCAUGGGCUCGGACGCUGAUGUGGUCAUUUGGGACCCCGACAAGGUGAAGACCAUAACAGCCAAGAGUCACAAGUCGGCUGUGGAGUACAACAUCUUCGAGGGCAUGGAGUGCCACGGCUCCCCGCUGGUGGUCAUCAGCCAGGGCAAGAUUGUCUUUGAGGACGGCAACCUCAGCGUCAGCAAGGGCCUGGGCCGCUUCGUCCCGCGCAAGCCCUUCCCGGAGCACCUCUACCAGCGCAUCAGAAUCCGGAACAAGGUCUCUGGAUUGCAAGGGGUCCCCAGGGGCAUGUACGAUGGUCCCGUGUACGAGGUGCCAGCUACACCCAAAUAUGCAACUCCCGCUCCUUCUGCCAAAUCCUCGCCUUCCAAACACCAGCCUCCACCCAUCAGGAACCUCCACCAGUCCAACUUCAGCUUGUCAGGUGCCCAGAUAGAUGACAACAACCCCAGGCGUACGGGCCACCGCAUCGUGGCGCCCCCUGGUGGCCGCUCCAACAUCACCAGCCUCGGUUGACCGCGGACGGGCGGAUGAGCUAGAGUGAAGGAUUCUGGGAAAUAUGUCCAUUCCUCCCCCGCCAGUGGUUCUCCGACCCCCAGUUUUACGUGGAGCUGCUGGGGGACACAAGAGUGAGGUUCUUUCCUUUUGCGUUUAGGAAGAAGUGGUACUAGUGUGGUAUGUUUGCUUGGAACCCCCUCGCCCCAGAGUUGUGUGUCGCGCUGACGCCCGCGCCGCGCGUGGCGUCCUCCUCGCCCUCCUUAGUGAGCACAGGUCCCAGCGUCCUCGCGUCCGCCCCUCCCGCCGCCCGGCUCCGGGACCCCGGGCGGCCCCUCCGCACCCUCGUAGCUGUUCUAGGGUAGUUGAUGCAUGUUACUGAGUUGCGUAUGCUAGCCUGUGGGGGCCCCCGACGGGCGUCGCCGAGGACCAGUGCGGGUGCAGACCCAGACCGCCGGCCCUCAGGGCAGUCCCCGCGCUCCCGCGUCGGCGCUGCAGAGAAGCCGCUCCGCCCCGCCCACAUCCGUGACCUCUCAGGGCAGCUUGCAGAAAUGUCCUUCGCGUCCAUGUCAGAAACGCCGGUCUCCGUGGCGUGUGUCCCUGGCAUGCCAUCCUCCCGGCCUCCGUGUGCCCUUCCAGCCAGCUCUGGAGAGUCAGGCCGAGCCCGGGUCACACUCAGAAAGGGGUCUCUCGUCCCCAGUCAGGGCUGCCGACCGGGAGGGUGACAGCGGCUUCCAGUUGCCCGUGUCCUCGUCCCUCUGAGGAGGUGGACAGGGCAGUCAGAUUUUUAAAGUUUUGUACAAAGUUUUCCUUUGUAAUCACCCCCAUUUUUACUUAAUAACUGACUUAUUGUGGCUCUUACUUCUGAA